Molecule: messenger RNA, 1061 nt
Organism: Raphanus sativus (radish)
Lineage: Eukaryota; Viridiplantae; Streptophyta; Magnoliopsida; Brassicales; Brassicaceae
Product: protein LAZY 3
Exons: 6
Coding region: 286-810 (174 amino acids)
Biological process (GO): gravitropism; regulation of growth
Source: RefSeq, a predicted model, not a curated record
CAAAGUCCACAAAGAUGGGAUCAUGCUAGAAAAAAUGGUGACUUUGGAGUUGUAAGAAACUGAUUUCGAGGUGGUUUAUAGAAACUUGAACCCAACUGGCUUUUUGCUGGCGUCAGGGAUCUGUGUUUACUGUGUCUUUAAAAACAUGGGACCACUAUGAUCAUCUCUGAUCUCCUAAAGCUAUACUUACUAUUCAAGGAGAUCAAAGAUCAUCGACAGAAAAAGAAAAUUUCUUGGAUACACACACAUACACAUGUGCUUUUAUUUAUAUACGUCUCUUGAAACAUGAAGAUUUUUAGUUGGGUUCAGAGAAGACUUAGUGGAAAGAAGCAUGAGACAAUUUCUGAUUCUUCUCUAGAAUCAUCAGGGCCUGCUUUAAGUAAAGACCUCCAAAGUUGGCCUCAAGAUGAAGAAACCUUCUUAGCUAUUGGAACACUUGGAAACAAUAUCAUCUCCAAGGAAGAAGUGGAAGAAGACGCAGAUUCUAGCAAAGAUCUCACUGCAGUCAACACAGAUGUUACAAUCGGAAAGAAGAAAUCACUCUCGUUUCUUCUCAAGAAGAUGUUUGUUUGCACAAGUGGCUUCAAAACUCCACCUCCUCUUCUUGAUUUAUCUAGAGAUUCAUUGCCUAAUACAAGAAUGGAAAAGAUGCUAAGGACAAUACUUAACAAGAAGAUACAUCCACAACGUUCAAAUGCUAUAGCAAAGAAAUAUUUGGAGAAUCAUAAGAUUAUAGAUGAAGCUCGUUCAAGUGUGGAGGCAAAGAAAUGGGUCAAGACUGAUUCUGAAUAUAUUGUCUUGGAGAUGUAGAUAUCAACCAAUAAGCUAUAAAUGGAUCUGAUUGAUUGUCAUGGAAUCAAAUGACUGGUGUAAGCUCAAGUGUUCAAGACAUGAAGAAUAAACAUGAAGAUGAUGGGUCAUGAAAUAUCUUUUGAUAAUUACAGUUUACUGUAUAUUUAUUUGUCUACUUCCGAUUUUCUCUGUUUUUCUUGUUCCUCAUCUUUUUUUCCAGAUUUAAAUGUAGUGAAUAAAUCUGUUUGCUCCUGUGUACUGUUGUAACU